Messenger RNA from Papilio machaon (common yellow swallowtail), 551 nucleotides. Its product is annotated as peroxidase-like. Gene Ontology annotation, molecular function: peroxidase activity; heme binding. NCBI's taxonomy places the organism in Eukaryota, Metazoa, Arthropoda, Insecta, Lepidoptera, Papilionidae. The record is from RefSeq and is a predicted model, not a curated record. Bases 6 to 551 code for a protein of 181 amino acids. The transcript is spliced from 4 exons. Gene Ontology annotation, biological process: response to oxidative stress.
AUACAAUGGAGGGGGUGACACAAGGCAGUUUCAGGCAACCCUGCGCUGACAAUGACUAUCUCGUUGACCCUGAGGUUGGAGAACGCAUUUUAGGUCCACUCCAGCGUGCCACUGAUGUCACAGCGAGUGAUAUAAUGAAGGGUCGCGAUGUAGGUCUGCCUUCUUACAACAGAUAUAGACAACACUGUGGUCUUCCUGUGGCUAGGAGCUUUGACGAUCUUUAUAGAUGGAUGCCUAAAGAUCAAGUGGACGUAAUAUCUCGAAGUUACGAAUUCGUGGACGAUGUAGAUUUAAUGGUAGGUAUUUUAGCAGAGAGAGCAAUGCCAGGCGCUAUCAUGGGUCCGUCUCUAGCUUGCAUCAUGAUAGACCAAUUGUUACGUUGGAGAAGAUCUGAUAGAUUUUGGUAUGAAAAUUCAAUACAUCCAGGAUCAUUCACACCAGAUCAACUUUACGAAAUAAGAAAGAUGACGAUGGCGCGAAUGAUUUGUGAACAUGGUGAUUCAGUCGACUCAGUACAGCCAUAUGCUUUCCUACUUUCGAAUUAUGGGUAA